AUGGCUCAGCACAGCUUCGCCCAGUUCGCCUCUACGAACGGCGGCAACAUCGACCCCAACGAGCUCGCCAUGGGCGGCCCCCCUUUCCCAAACGCCCAUAACUACAACACGGGCUCCAACCAACCCAACGGCUUUUCCAGUGGUUCCGCCGUCUUUGGCGAUGACGAGUUACUCGAUGGUCUCGCCAGCCCAGGCGACAACCAACACCUCAACCAGGACUUUAGUAACAUGAACAUGGGCUUUUCGCAGUCGAAUUUUACCCAUCGUGGCUCCCUCCAGAUUGACCCUACCAAUGGCUAUUCCAGCACCCCGGACGGUGACCCUAUCCAAAGCCCAUACGGGCAUGGUUUUAACAAUGCACAGUUCCGCCAGAUGAGCACCUCGCUGCAUUCCCCUAUGUCCUACAAUGGUUCUCCCCUUACCGGCGAUAUGGGCUCCGCCCGAGCCAGAAUGUCCCAGGAGAUGCAAAGGAAGGCUUCCAACAACAGGACUCCCAUGACCCCCAAGACCAAUAGCAUCCACGGAAUCCCCAUCGGCUCCCAGGAGUCUCCCUCAUUUGGUCCCCAGUCCAUGCGCAACUCGGGCAGCCAUGACAAGUCCCCUGGCCACUGGCUGAAUACCCCCACAGGCAGCAUCCCGGCUUCGUAUAACUCGGGCUUUUCCUCGCCCAUGCAGCAAGGUAUGGUGCCCAUCAACGAGGUCAUGAUGAAGGGUGGCACUUCCAUGCCUACCAAGCUCAGUGGUCCCCCUGGUGGCGCCGUAUCGUCUCAGGAGAUGAAGCGCAAGCGCCGUCGCGAGUCGCACAACCUCGUUGAGCGUCGUCGCCGCGACAACAUCAAUGAGAGGAUCCAGGAUCUCAGCCGUCUUGUUCCUUCGCACCGCCUCGAGGAUGAAAAGAUUCGCAAGCUUAUCCAGAAUGGAACCCCCCUCUCCCCUACCUUGACCGGCAUCUCCAGCCCCUCUCAGGCCACUUCCGGCCUUGCCGGACCCGGAGCGAGGAGAGCCACAGGUGGUGCCGCUGGUAAUAUUACCACCGGACUCCCGAUCGAGGACAAGGACAAGGGCCCCAACAAGGGAGACAUUCUCAAUGGUGCUGUCAGCUGGACCCGCGAUCUGAUGUGGAUGCUGCACCUCAAGCUUCAACAGCAUGAGCAUCUUAUGAAUACCAUUACCGACCUUGGCGGACAAUUUCCCUUCGAAUUAACUGACGACGAGAAGCGCAUGCAGUCUGAGCUCGCCGAAGCCCUCACACGCACCGAGAAUGACAGCAUGAUUUACUCUCGUACUGCUGGUUCUGGUCUUCGCGUUCCCGACCACACUGACUACCGCGGCGAGCCGCUUAACGGUGCUGGUCCCAAUCUCGACACAAUCGGUAUCACCCCCGAUGCCUCUGGUGUCAUGGGAGACGCCAGCCAAUUUUGGCACGAAGACCAGGAUGACGGCAGUGGCAACGUCCCGCUCAACUUCAAGCAUGAAGACGAGUACGACAUGGACCUGAACUGA
Molecule: messenger RNA, 1503 nt
Organism: Cordyceps militaris CM01
Lineage: Eukaryota; Fungi; Ascomycota; Sordariomycetes; Hypocreales; Cordycipitaceae
Product: HLH transcription factor (GlcD gamma)
Exons: 1
Coding region: 1-1503 (500 amino acids)
Biological process (GO): regulation of transcription by RNA polymerase II
Molecular function (GO): RNA polymerase II cis-regulatory region sequence-specific DNA binding; protein dimerization activity; DNA-binding transcription factor activity, RNA polymerase II-specific
Source: RefSeq, a predicted model, not a curated record